Paramuricea clavata is the source of this 3763-nucleotide messenger RNA. NCBI's taxonomy places the organism in Eukaryota, Metazoa, Cnidaria, Anthozoa, Malacalcyonacea, Plexauridae. The record is from the annotation of a GenBank genome assembly.
AUGCUAGUGUGUGAAAAUCUGGAAGGCACUCUGGCUGAAUUCUUUACCUUGAGGGGGUCCAUAUUUGAUUUCCAGUUUGACUUGGUUGACGCCCUCACAAAAGUCGUCCAAGGUAAUGUUCAAUGAUAUUUUUAUCAACAUUUGAUGUAUUACGUAUGGGAUGGCCCUUACUAUAUUUCUAGGAAGAACAAUUUAGGAAUAAUCCUGAGGAACAUUUCCCUUAGCAAGAAGAUUGAGGAACAUUUCUAAUUUUUGACACAUACGUUGAGUGAUUAAGGAAUCAUUAUCUCAUACUUCCUUAUUUGCCAUUGGAGACAUGUAACAAGUAUACUUUAUUGUUGCAUACUGGCGUAACGUGAUCAUGGUUAUAUGGUUUAUAGUGAAAAACCUAUGACCGUGCACGGUCAUAUAUUUUUACGCACUUUUGAGAAUUAUUUGAAAAAGGCAAAUUUAGGGACCGAGGAACAUUGAACACUCUUUCCAGAUCUGGGAAAAAAAGUUGACAACUAUUCAGUAUGAAGUUUGCUUAGGAUUUCCCUGCAGUAACAAUGGACUAAAAAGGAAUGUAGAAGAAGAGUUUUGUAGAUGGACAUUUCGAGUGUAGUGAAUUUUAUACAUUUAUUAGACUAACCAGGAGAAGUUGCAAAAAAUGCAUCUAUAGGCCCUCUGGCAGGAACCUGCAGUGCUGCGAUAUAUACACUAAGGUAAUGCCAAUAUCAAGGACCGCAUGUCCGUUUCCUGCCAGAGGACCUAUAGUUGUAUUUUUCGCAACUUCUCCUGAUUAGGUCUAAUUAAUGUAUAAAAUUCACACUAAAAAAAUCCAUCUACAAACCCUUCUACAAUUAGUUCCAUCAAGCGCAGAUGCCAAAAAUUACUAAUAAUCCCUGAUAUUUACCCAAUAAGGAGAACAGUUUGGAACUGAUAGAGCUUUUUCAUAUUUUAUUUAGGAAAUAUUGCACAGAAGUUGUCAUCUUCAAUCAAAGGCAAGAACAAACUGUUGGAUGUUUAUGGGACACUACCAUCUACCGGCUUCUUUAUGGAACACUACCAUCUACAAUCAAAUAUCUACCUAAAUAUAUAAUAUUCUACAGUAUAAAUACCAUGGCAAACGAGACAAACUAUGUCCAACGUCUGGCUUCUUCGAUUAUAACAAAGUAGAGUACCUGACUUCUAUAAAAGAGCCACAUUAUUAUAAACAAGAGCGUUAUGUGUUCAUUCCCACCAGUCCUGAAUAUCCCGGUGACAGUGGUUAUAUUAAUCUUCCUUCAUUAGCUGCUGGAAACCAGGUAUGGCAAUAUAGCACCAAGUUUUUGAUAGGUUUGCAUGACAUCAAUAGCUGUGAAAAAGUGGUAAAACUAACCAACAUAAAGGAUUUUAGUUUGGAUAGGUUUCCCCUUAGUAAUACCUAGUGAAAAUAAGGCUAACUGCAAUCUUGGACAAAACCCUUGACUGACCAUUCCAGCCAAUAUUGCAACGUUAUUGAACAUUGACAAAACAAACUUGUCUCCCCUUCAGUCCCUCUCACAGCUCAUUAGGAGCUUAAGAUGUACCAAAUCUGCGACGCGGACGCGAUUAAAAACAGUCGGUAAUAAUUGGAGACUAUUUUACAUUGUUUUUCUCAUGUGCCUGGCUUUGUUUACCAACAACAAUCCAUGGUUUUUACCCGUGAAGUGAAACUGUGAUAAUAGCGGUAAUUUUCGUCACGUCCGCGUCGUAGAUUUGGUGUAUCUUAAGCUCCCUAAUGUUAGAAAACAACGCCAGAACAACAUUCGGUAAUUUACUAUGACACAAGCUCAACAUUGAGUUGGGGGAGUGGUGGAUUAAGAAGCGCAACAUGAUUCAACAUAGAUUUUAUCAUAAGGGUAUACGAAUUUUGUGUAGGGAGAUAAUCUCAACCACUUAUGUCCAAGAUUGUAUUUUAGGUUUUCUCCUGCAAUAACACUGAACCAAUAAAGGAAUAGACCUUAUUGGACCUCUAGAGGGAAGAGUUGAGAACUGAUAGAGUUAUCCAGUAUAAAUAAAGUUACUUUAGGUUUCUUCGUGUGUAACACUGGACCAAUUAGGAAUGACUCUCACUGGAUGUCAAGUAGUUCAAAACUGAUCCACUAUAAAAAGUUAGUUACUUUAAGUUUCUCCUGUCUAACAGUGGAUCAGUAAGAGAUAAUCAUAAUGAAUCGCCAAGAGAAAACAGUUUAGAACUCAUAGUUUAGUUUUACUUCGAAAUUUCGUCUUCAUUUCAAGGUAACAUUCCAACUGCCUCGUAACCGUACCUGGUUAAUGGAGAACAAAUGGUUGACUGGAAUGAUGUAAUCGCACCAUUUGUAACCAGCAUCAAAAUAUAUCUACCACUUGUAGUUUGUACAGGCAGCACUGCAUUGCUCUUCACUGUACUGUACUCUACCUCGGUACCCCCUGCAUUGUACUGUAUUAUAUUUUAUUUUAUUGUAUUGUAUUGUAUUGUAUUGUACUGCACGGCAAUGUAUUUGUUAGAAAUUGACGAAAUUCAAAUUCGAUAUGUCCACUAUAUUAUUUAGGAAGCUUCCUCAACUACAACAAAGAUGUUCGUUACAUUCUGCCCAGUAACAGGGGAAGUUAUGCAGCGGCGUAGCCAGCUCGAUAAUUGGGGGGAGGGGUCCAUAUUCAUAUAUUCGUGUUCUACAUUAUUAAUUUCUUUUGAAAUCAAUUGUUUUUAUGGUCUGUGAACACGAAUAUAUGAAUAUGGACCCCCCAAAUUAUCCGAGCUGGCUAUGCCGCUGACAUUAUGUUACAACAUACGAGGAAGGCUACCGUAAUUGUCCAGUAAAAGAGAUUGCUGAUCCGUACGGCCUAUGUGAUAAAAUACCAAAACUGUGUGACAGUACCUAUUCUACGACCUACGAUCCUGUCUACUUGGAAACUCUCAUAUGCCGUUACUUCGGGGUCAAGGAGAUUGAAAUGGAUCGCUCCAAAACUGGCUAGCAAACUUUACCUCAGAGCAAAGGUGUAUGUGCUUCGUAAUGUUUGUCUACUGUAAAUAUGAAAUCACUGAUGCCGAAAAACUAGGAAACAUUGUUGCGAAAACAGUAAUUUGAAACUUGAUGUUCGAAUAUCUCUACAUUUUCUAACCUUUAGAAACAUUGUUGGUGCUGUGGAAGAAAAUUUGUCUUCUAGGAAGAAGAAACGAAUUUCCCAACGAAUUCAGACACACAUUUUGUUUCCCAACUAAGUGCGAUAUUUGUUUGACUUUCCAAAAUCUUUCGCUGCUAGCGCUGUCGGUUCAGAUUUUUGUGCCAAACAAUGUUUCCUGGUUUGUCCACUUUCUGGAAACAUGGCUAGGAAACAAUGUUUCUUGGUUUGUCCACCAUCUCACCAUCUGGAAGCAUGGCUCGCACCGGGAAACAUUCCUGUCUGAACAAAUAGAACCGGAUGAAUUUAGUUAUUCUUAACGACAUAAUAUUUUUAAAAAUCUUUGUUGUAGGUAUCACGGUCAAUGAUUCAUGAGAAAAACAUUAAUUGUCACUCUGGAUAUGGUAAUCGAGCCCGUGGAGGUAACCCAGUCACGUACGUGUUGUCGCAAGGGUAACCAACAUUUUGUAAGAUGGAAAAAUAUCUGUGUUGACUGUCCCAAGAAAUCCACUUCUCAUUUAGGAGGGUAUUAUUGCGAGAGAAACGAAUGAGUGAAGUAUUUUGGAGCUUGUAAUACAUGCUUGUAAUUAUAUACUGGAUUAUUUAUUAAAAAUACACCAAUGACUGUGAUGUAUUACAAUUAUGGGAGAUGACAACA